This is a messenger RNA of Tetrahymena thermophila SB210, 2550 nucleotides long. RefSeq names its product dual specificity phosphatase domain protein. The transcript has a single exon. Gene Ontology annotation, biological process: protein phosphorylation. The record is from RefSeq and is a predicted model, not a curated record. Lineage: Eukaryota; Ciliophora; Oligohymenophorea; Hymenostomatida; Tetrahymenidae. Gene Ontology annotation, molecular function: ATP binding; protein kinase activity.
AUGCUCAAUACUGGUUUAAAUAAUCUGUAGGAUCCUAACAAAAUAUAAGAUUAGUUCAUUUUAAAUUGCAAUAUAGUUAAAUUCUAGUUUACUGAUGGAUAAAUAUUUUAGAUAAAGAGAUCUUACGUUUGUAUAGAGGCACUUAAAGAUGCUGAUGAAGGAAAUUAUGAAAUUAUAAAUCUUGUAGAGAUAAUAAAAAAAUAGCUAUUUCAACACUAUAACUAUGAAACAGUUAAAUAUAGAGGGAGGAAUACAUUCAGCUUAAACUUUUUAGCAAAAGAAAAAGAGACGAGAGUCAUUCACCAAAUAGCUUACAUAGCUCUUAAAAGUGAUAACCCAUAAACUACUUAAAAAUUAGAUUCUACUUUAAAUAAAUUAAUAAAGAUGGAUCAUCCAAAUGUGUAAAAGAUUAUCAAAUAUAGUAGAUUAGAAAAUUCUUAUAUUGUAUUUAUGGAGGAAUGUAUUGGAUCCAUGCAAGAUCUACUUAUUUAGCAAUAAAAUAAUAUGAAUUAGAAUACUUUUUUAAAGUAUGCGGGAGAAUAUGUAAAUGGAUUAGAGUAUUUAGUAGAUAAAAUUUAAAUUUCUAGUCAGGUCUGUUAGUUGAAUAGUUUAAUGAUUUCCUUUAAUCAUUUAGCAAUCGUUCCCAUUUUAAUAGCAGGAGCCUGCGAAAUUAUGAAAGAAGGAGGAGUGUAUUAAAUUUAAGAGUUAAUAUAUAGUAUAAAUCAAUAAAUUUAUCAAGUUAAUUCAAUGUAAAAGUAAAACCCAAAUAGUGUUGUAGAAUUAUAUGCCAAUCAUGGGAUACUUGUUCUGCUUUUAAUUAAUAUUUUAAUACCAAACAUCAAAAAUUCAGCUGAAAAAAACUAUGUGACAAAGAAUAGACAAGAGAUAUUAUAAAAAAUGGUUUACUUUGAAAAUAGGGAAUAAAUUUUGAAUAUCAUUAUAGAUUUAGAGUCUUACUUUGACUCUAAUUUGACUAAAUAACCUCUGCAGAGUUUUAAUGUAUCAAUUAAUCAUCUUAAAAGAGGAGUUAAGUGGUUUAUAAGACCACAAGAUUUAUCUAUAAAUGGAAUAGAGCAGCAAACAUUGGCUGCAAAUUUCAUAAAUUAUGACUUUGCAUAGGUUUCUAUGAAUAAAUAUGUUCCUAUUUUGGAUGAGGAUCUAAUCAAUCAUUAUUUUCUUUUGUAUUAGCAAUAACUUUACUAACUAAAAAGAAAAAACCCACAGCUUUAUAAUUCUGAAAAUUAUAAUAAUUCUUAGUUAAGUAUUUCUCAAUUUAAAGAGUAAACAUCUCCAUCGAAGGCAGCAAUUAAUGAUAUUUCUAGUGGCUACAACUCUUAAAUUAGAAUAGAAAAAGAAAUUUAGUAAAAUUACUUACAAAAUAUUUAAAUUUUAGAAGAUUUUAUAUGCGACAAUAUUGAAGACUUUGAUUUGGAAGAUUAAAUUAAAUUAGAGGAUCUAAAAGCUAUUCUAGAUUCUCUUUGCAGCAAUAACAAUAAUAUAAAACCAGGCUUUUAAACUUCAAAUAGGUUUGACAAUUAAAUUUUUUAAGAAAUAAUGGAAAAAAUAAAUUAUAAAUCUCCGCGACUAACACUUUAAAUAUUUUUGGAGGCAUAUCUUGAGUAUGAAAAAGACUUAAUUAACUAAUUCUAAAAUUUAGGCUAUGUAGAUUAAUUUGAUGUUUCUUUAAACUCAAAAUUAGCCAGUCCUACAUUUAACGACCGAAAUAACUAAUUUAUAGAAAUGGAAAGUCCAUACAAAGAGCGAUUUCGUAAAGACUCAGUUUUUACAAAAGAUGAAGAAUUGCAAACAUAAGGAAACAUUAGAGAUAUAAAAGAAAAAAUGUAGCUUUUACAUUAACCUUUUCAGCCGCUACUAAAUCCUCCUUAAAAGCUUGAAGAAAUCAAAGUUAACAAGUUAAUGCAAGAAAUUACAAAAUUGCAAAAAGAUAUCGAUUUCAAAGUUGAAGUUAAAGAAGAAUAAAUAUUUAAAUUACUGGAUUCACUCUGUUAUAAUAACUUAAAGCAAGCAAAGAUUGAUUAUGAUAAAAAGCCAUUUUUCAAAAUUAUAGAAAAUGUAUUUAAAAGAAAUUAGGUUCUAAAUUAUAGUAAUUUUUUAAUUGUUUACCUUGAAGUUUGCCACGAAUUAUAAUCCAAGCUCACAAAUCUGGUAGUUUAAAACUGUGACAUAAAAUCACUUGACUAAGACUAGUUAAAAAAUUUAGUAACUUUCAAUAAUGUUAAACAUUUUUUAGAUAGUAUCCAUGAGCUAAACUACUUAGAGUUUAAUCACGAUUUAAAAUAACUCAAAAUUCCUUUUAGAAGGAUUUUCCAAAAAAUAAAAAGAUCAACAAAUGUAAAUAAUAUUCAAAAAAAACAAUAAAAUUAAUAAAAGGAAAUACUGCCUAACUUUGGUGACAUAUAUUACCAAUCUUAGCUUUAAAAUUAACAACCUUUAAUAUAGCAUUCUUAUACUUGCUCAAUUAUAUUUUCAGUUGGUAUACUCCUAGGAUUUUUAUUACUUGUAUUUUUAUUUACGUAUUUUAUAUGGUGA